GCGACGGGUGCCUCCCUCCCCACACGCCAGCGCUUUCCUCCCCGCGCUCCGCCGUCUUCCUCCCCGAGGUCCGGCUGCCUUCCCCCUUCCCCGAGGACCCACGACUGCAACACUGCCACCCAACCCCUUCGUCUUCAAGCCAGGGAUCUGGGCCGUCCUCGUCGCCGCGGUGGCCCUACUUCCCAGCGGGGGGCCACCGCCAGUCCGCCGACCACGUCCCGAUCGCGUGCAAGGACGCCGUGGCCAUCUUGUUCAUGUUCGAUCUCACCAGCCGGUGCACGCUCAAUAAUGUUACCGAUUGGUACGAGAGGGCCAGGAAAUGGAAUAAGACGGCUAUUCAGAUCCUAAUAGGAACGAAGUUUGACGACUUCGCUCAGCUUCCUCUUGAGAUGCAAUGCACCAUUGUCGAUCAGGUACUGCAACUCUACAAUAGUUUUCGUGCGAUCAAACCAUUGUUUCACUUUUGUCUUUGUUUCGGACGGUCUUGGGUGACGAACCUUCAACACCUCCAAUGCACUAUAGUUAUUGGCAUAGAAAGAUGAGACCAUACCUUGGUUCUAACGGUAGGAUGAG
Molecule: messenger RNA, 573 nt
Organism: Triticum dicoccoides
Lineage: Eukaryota; Viridiplantae; Streptophyta; Magnoliopsida; Poales; Poaceae
Product: septum-promoting GTP-binding protein 1-like
Exons: 3
Coding region: 255-542 (95 amino acids)
Source: RefSeq, a predicted model, not a curated record